Centropristis striata (black sea bass) is the source of this 1941-nucleotide messenger RNA. It is a transcript of the gene suds3, whose product is annotated as SDS3 homolog, SIN3A corepressor complex component. The record is from RefSeq and is a predicted model, not a curated record. NCBI's taxonomy places the organism in Eukaryota, Metazoa, Chordata, Actinopteri, Perciformes, Serranidae. The coding region runs from base 118 to 1074 and encodes 318 amino acids. Gene Ontology annotation, biological process: negative regulation of transcription by RNA polymerase II. Gene Ontology annotation, cellular component: Sin3-type complex. Gene Ontology annotation, molecular function: histone deacetylase binding. The transcript has 12 exons.
GGUCGGACAGCUUGAUCCUCAGAGGUCCUGCCAGUUGUAGGCGCUGUUCCAAGCAAAGCUGCAAAAACACAAAUCGAUUGUUUAUUUUGUGUUUGUUUACAUUUUCCAAACGAUCAAAUGGCUUCGACUCUGCUGUCGCCCAUGGUGGAUUAUUACAACGAUGAAGAGGAGCUGGACAGCGUGGAUGAAGACGACGAGCGGAGCUUCAGAGGGAGAGACUCAGAGGAAGACACAGAAGAUGCCAGUGAAACAGACAUUGCCAAGCACGACGAGGAGGACUAUGUUGAAAUCAAAGAGCAAAUGUACCAAGACAAACUGGCCUCUCUGAAAAGACAGCUGCAGCAAUUACAAGAAGGAACACUGCAGGAGUAUCAGAAGAGGAUGAAGAAGCUGGACCAGCAGUACAAAGAGAGACUCCGAAAUGCAGAUCUGUUUCUCCAGCUUGAGACAGAGCAGGUGGAGAGGAACUACAUUAAGGAGAAGAAGGCAGCUGUGAAGGAGUUUGACGAUAAAAAGGUUGAACUGAAGGAAAACCUAAUUGCAGAGUUGGAGGAGAAGAAGAAGAUGAUCGAGAACGAAAAAUUAACAAUGGAGCUGACAGGCGACUCAAUGGAGGUAAAACCUAUCAUGACUAGGAAGCUGAGGAGACGACCCAAUGAUCCGGUCCCAAUACCAGACAAACGGAGAAAACCUGCACCAGCUCAGCUAAAUUAUUUGCUAACAGACGAACAGAUAAUGGAAGAUCUAAGAACACUUAAUAAGCUUAAGUCACCAAAACGGCCAGUGUCUCCCUCGACUCCAGAGCACGUCCCCUCGGCUCCCAUGGAGAGCCCCUCCCAGCGCUACGAGGCCCGCAUCGAGGAGGGGAAACUUUACUACGACAAAAGAUGGUACCACAAGAGCCAGGCCAUCUAUCUGGAGUCAAAGGACAACACAAAGAUUAGCUGUGUCAUCAGCUCAGUGGGGACCAACGAGAUCUGGGUGAGGAAGACGAGUGACAGUACGAAGAUGAGGAUCUACCUUGGACAGCUGCAGAGAGGAGCGUUUGUCAUCCGUCGACGGUCGGCUGCGUGAAACAUUACCCCGCCCCUCCCCAACCAAACCCCCAUCUGUUCAUUUAUUCAUCCAUCCACCGGCUCGUUCAUCCACCGUUUCCUUAUUUGGUGCAUCUCAGUUGAGUUUGACAUGUGUCCUGUUAUUCUUCAUCUUCCACACUACCCUCCCAUACACACACACACACACACACACACACACACACACACACACAGUCUUCCAUGUCCAUGAGUAUCUCAUUAGAUUGUAUCUGUUUUCCUACAUAAACCAAAUAAAAGUACAGUUAAAGUGGUCAGACACACAACUGACUGUUUUCCAGCAUUAUUUGUCACUAUGUGGCAUGUGUGUGAAGGCAGUUUAAAGGUCACUACUUUUAUUUUUGUCUCAUGCCGUCAAGACAUCUUUUCGACACGGUGCGGCCUCAUUUACAUUCAUCAUUAAGUUAUUUUUCUGGAACAGCCUCACGUUGACACAGAAACUGUUCCACUGGUGACGCGUCAUGAAGCAAGCACUGAAUACAGAUGAGUUAAUCGCUUCAGGUUUGGUUGAUUAUCAUGAAUCACACGACUGAAGGAGUUACAGUAACCAGAAGUCAUGCCAUUCUCAAAAACAACAAAAUGCCUUUUGCACUGUCAUCAAGAAAUGGUUGCUGCUUGCUAUGCCGUUGGUUUUGUCCUAAUAUGUUAAAAAGUCCUAUGUAUUAAACCCUAAAUUUCUUAUUUGGAAAAAAAACUGUAUUUUGAGGUUUUUAUGUUCAGAUUCUUUUGGCGUUUUAUGUGACCCUCUCCAUAUGUGAACGAUCUGGAUUAGUUCAGCUGUAUUUGCAUGUGGACUUGACCUUUGAUUUGUACUGUGUUCCAUUUUAUUAAAAUGUUUUUUUGCAUUUUA